UACAGAGAUAAGACCUUAAUGCCCCCAUGCAGACACCUUCUCGUGUCUAAAUCCCCUCCUCUUCCUCCUUCCCCACAACCCUGGAGUGUCCCUUCCAUCUGUGACUCCUCUCAGCCUGUCCACUCUUUCUCUGGACUCCUGAAGACGCUUGGGAGCCUGCAGCCGGCUGCAAUGAGGACCGCUCUCGCCCUCCUGCUGUUCAUCUCUCUGGCCUGUCACAGUGUUCUCUCCUGUUCUGUCUGCAAAGGCCACGGCCUCAAAUGUCACACGUGCGUGGCGUCCAAUGACGACGACUGCAACCGACAGGGCUCCACCCCCUGCCCUCAGUACGCUGACGCCUGCUCCACCAUCACAGGACCCAACACCGUGAUGAAGUCGUGCACUUACAAGGCUUUCUGUGACAAGGCCCAAGGCGGCAGCUCUGGAGCCAAGGUGGCGUGCUGCUUCGGCGACGACUGCAACGGGCCCCACAGGAGCCACAGCCACGGGGCCCACAGCGGGGCAGGGGCUCCGGCCUCCGGUCCCGUGCUGCUGAUCACAGGCUUAUUGCUGCAUGUGGCACUGAGUCAGUUCUGAACAACCCCCCCCCCCCUUUCUUCUUUUCUUUUCCUUAUCUGUGGUGUUGUCAUGUCACCCGUCCAUCCUCCCUUUUUAAUUUGAGUAAAAAAAGAAAGAAAGGAUUCCAGCUGCAGAGAGU
Messenger RNA from Platichthys flesus (European flounder), 697 nucleotides. RefSeq lists its product as uncharacterized. Bases 19 to 576 code for a protein of 185 amino acids. The transcript has 3 exons. NCBI's taxonomy places the organism in Eukaryota, Metazoa, Chordata, Actinopteri, Pleuronectiformes, Pleuronectidae. The record is from RefSeq and is a predicted model, not a curated record.